Messenger RNA from Silurus meridionalis, 3908 nucleotides. RefSeq names its product transmembrane 9 superfamily member 1 (gene tm9sf1). The record is from RefSeq and is a predicted model, not a curated record. Gene Ontology annotation, cellular component: membrane. NCBI's taxonomy places the organism in Eukaryota, Metazoa, Chordata, Actinopteri, Siluriformes, Siluridae. The transcript is spliced from 8 exons. Bases 877 to 2682 code for a protein of 601 amino acids. Gene Ontology annotation, biological process: protein localization to membrane.
UUGGACCUGUUUUGGUGUUCUGCAGGUACAGUCCGACACGUGACCCAUUCAUCCUUCAUCAUCCGGGGUUUUCAAGGGAAAGUCUUCCUGACUUCCUGCUCCAGAAGAGUAGCUGAAAGUCUCAUAGUGACGUCAUAUGACUCAUUUGAAUCGAUUUGCAUAUCCAUAUCCCAGACUCUGGAUAAGGGUUUAGGGUGCUGGUUUUAGCGGAAAAAUGGAAUGCAAUGUUCUUUUUCAAGAAAUGGGGGCGUGGCUUUAAUGCUGCUUGACUCUCAUUGGGUGGUGGGUCGUAAACAGUAGAGUGUGUGGAUGCUGGUUAUUUUGAUGGCUUUGUCAAAGUGCUUUGUCUGUGUGUGGUUGCCUCCAGAAGCAUAAGCAUAACUUGAUUAUGGUGGUUUCUUUGUUGCAAUACAACUCUGUUGAGUGUGUGUGUGUGUGUGUGUGUGUGUGUGUGGGUGGGUGGGCAAAUCUUUUGAGUGAGAUCCGGCUUCUCCUCCUGCAUACGCUUCCCAUUGUGCUGCGAAUUCUUCCAAUCAGAAACAUCAGAGCGAGUUCCUGAUCGCAGGACUGGUUGGAGUUCCGAGUAUGUGAGCAGCAGUUCUGUCUAUAUAUAAACAGCUGCAAAGAAAAUUUAUUGAGUGCAAACAUUCAGUCAAGCAGUGAUGUAGGUGAGAAGCUGAGGAGGAUCCUGGGGUUGAUGAUCUCUGGAAACCGGUAUGCAAAACAGUGUGCGCAGUUCAAGACACAAAACUCGUGUUCUCCUGCUGAGGGAGAGGGACGAGGCUGAUUUCAUUGCUGGUUCACUUCUGCAGCAUCUGUCUGUGCAAACACUGAGUCACUGUUUAGUAUUGAGACACGUAUUUUUCUGACACAGGGAUGAUGAUGGUGACCCUCAGCUGGAUCGCAGCUCCUCGGCUGCUUCUCCUGUGCCUGUUUCCCCACGUUGCCUGGACGGCCACCUACAAGGAAGGCGAUCCCGUCAUGCUUUACGUCAAUAAAGUGGGACCGUAUAAUAACCCCCAGGAAACCUACCAUUAUUACACGCUGCCUGUCUGCAGACCCAAAGAGGUGCGCCAUAAAGCCUUAAGCCUGGGAGAGGUUUUGGAUGGAGACCGGAUGGCAGAGUCUUUAUACAAAAUCCGCUUCAGGGAGAACACCGAGAGACAGACGCUGUGUCAGCUUUCACUGUCGGAGAAAGAGGUGGACCAGUUGAGAGAAGCAAUUGAAGAGCUGUACUACUUCGAAUUUGUCCUCGAUGAUAUUCCAAUCUGGGGCUUUGUAGGAUAUAUGGAGGAAAGCGGUUUCCUGCCUCACAGUCACAAGGUUGGCUUGUGGACCCACCUGGACCUCAAUAUUGAGUAUAACGGCAACUCCGUGAUCUUCGCCAACGUGUCUGUUAAAGACGUAAAGCCGGUGCCUUUGGAGGAGGGUGGAGGUGACGGGGCAAACCCUAACAGCGGAGGUCUCUCUCUGACCCACACCUACAGCGUGCGCUGGUUCGAGAGCCCCUUAUCCCACGCUCGCAGAGCCGAGCGCCUCCGAGAUUACUCCUUCUUUCCCAAGACUCUGGAGAUCCACUGGCUGUCGAUCAUCAACUCGUUGGUGCUGGUGGUGCUGCUGCUGGGCUUUGUGAUCAUCAUCCUCAUGAGGGUGUUAAAGAACGACUUUGCCAGAUAUAACGUAGAAGAAGAUGGGACCUGUGACGAUCUGGACCAGGGCGAUAACGGCUGGAAGAUCAUUCACACCGAUGUCUUUCGAUUCCCACCGUACAAAAGCUUGCUGUGUGCAGUACUGGGAGUGGGAGCGCAGUUCCUCACUCUGGCCAGCGGGAUUAUCAUCAUGGCGCUGCUGGGGAUGUUUAACGUGCAUCGUCACGGCGCCAUAAACUCGGCGGCCAUCGUGUUGUACGCGCUGACGAGCUGCGUGUCGGGAUACUGCUCGUGUAGCUUCUACACCCAAAUCCAUGGACAGCGCUGGGUGUGGAACAUCAUCCUCACCUCCACACUGUUCUCCGCGCCUCUCUUUCUGACCUGGAGCGUCGUGAACUCCGUGCACUGGUGGAGCGGUUCCACGCAGGCUCUCCCAGCAUCUACGGUGCUCCUCCUGCUGGGCGCCUGGGUGCUAGUGGGUUUUCCCCUUACGGUCAUCGGGGGAAUCGUGGGUAAGAACCGGGCCGGGAGCUUCCAGGCUCCGUGUCGGACGCGCAACAUUCCACGGCAGAUCCCAGUGCAGCCCUGGUACAAACACACGGCUGUGCACAUGGCCAUUGGAGGAUUCCUGCCUUUCAGCGCCAUCUCGGUGGAGCUGUACUACAUCUUCGCGACGGUCUGGGGUCGAGAGCAGUACACGCUGUACGGCAUCCUGCUCUGCGUCUUCGCCAUCCUGCUGUCCGUCGGAGCCUGCAUCUCCGUAGCGCUGACCUACUUCCUGCUGUCGGGUGAAGAUUACCGCUGGUGGUGGAGGAGCAUCCUGAGCACGGGAUCCACCGGUCUGUUCAUCUUCGUCUAUUCGCUUUUCUACUACUGGAAUCGCUCGAGCAUGAGCGGCCUGGUGCAGAGCAUGGAGUUCUUCGGCUACUCGCUGCUCACCGCGUUCGUCUUCUCGCUCAUGCUCGGGACCGUGUCCUUCUGCGCCUCGCUGGCGUUCAUCCGGUACAUCUACCGCAGCCUGAAGAUGGACUGAAGAAGGCUGAGGGAAGAGAAGGCGCUUGUGCACUACCCCCUUUAUUCGCUUGCUGGACACGUCAUCAAACCUUUUUCGAUUUUAUGGAAAUUCCGAGGUUUUUCUCGCAGACGGACCGGAUCUUCGUACUCCGAGAUAAAUUAUAAUAGAUUUGCUUACGAUAUUUUUUAUUUGAAUAACAGCGGAGUGAAAAAAACCUGCAUGUUUACUCUGAACAGACGGCGAAUCGGACUUCCAGAACCGCAGAACUGAUGCUCUCGGAAAUCCAGAACCGGUUUAACGCAUAGCUUGUGGGAUGUGUGUGUGUGUGUGUGUGUGUGUGUAUAAAAACUAUAUACAGUGAAGAUCACCCUUUAACUAAAUACAUUUCAGAAUCACUGGCACUUUGAUUCCAUGAGUAGGUUUCUGCUGAAAAGUUGAAAAAGAGGAUGGAAAUUUGGGAAAACCGCUUUCCAGUAGCUCCUAGUUUAUUGCUGUUAAUCUGCACCUGGUUCGAAUCUUCUUAAUAAACCGGCAGAACAUCCCAGUUUUCCCUGGUUGUCCAGUGGACGUUCAUCUCUCACUGAAAUAACGCAGUUCUGAUCUAAAACCCAAACGGCGAGAAGAACGGCUGAGGAAAACCUGGAUCUCCUGCGCCGUGGAAGAGACCGUAGUGAGAAGAACCUUCACCUCCUACUGCUUUCUGACAGACGAAACCCUCCGUAAUCGUCUUUCGUGCUUCUUCCUUCUCAUCUUUCCAUGAGCUUUUUGUUGAAGUGCCUUGAUAAAAACCAUGCUAGUAGAGCGAUGGAACGUCCCCCAGCUAAUAUUCCUUUAGAUUUUGAAGUGCUCAGAAGAAAUUGAUUCGGAUCUCCACUGUAUGUAAAUAUUUACAUGUACAAAAGGGACAGGGUUUGUUUUUAAUACACAGGAGUGGAUUUUUAUAACGUUUUAGCAGAAUUAUAACUAUAAAGUGGAAACCGUCGCAAUGAUAAGAUGUUCUAUUUAUGCUAGGCUAAAUCUAGUGUUAGCAAAAGAAAAACAGGAGCCGUCUCGUGUAAGGUCUGUUAUUAGCAGAGUUGACCGGUUUCUGGAGCGAAUGAGGGUUUUGUUUUGUGUUUCCAGACAUGAAGAAUGUGGGACAUGGGAGCAAUAUGGUCUGUUAUAGUCACCAUUUACUGUGAUUUUAUUUCAGAUGUACAGACACACAAACUUUUCAAUAAAGACACGUUUUUUUCAAAAAUAAA